Caenorhabditis briggsae is the source of this 1032-nucleotide messenger RNA. The coding region runs from base 1 to 1032 and encodes 343 amino acids. The record is from RefSeq and is a predicted model, not a curated record. NCBI's taxonomy places the organism in Eukaryota, Metazoa, Nematoda, Chromadorea, Rhabditida, Rhabditidae. The transcript has 5 exons.
AUGUCCACUUCAUUAUGCACUGAAAGAAAAGAACCGUUAUCCGAGAGUGUGACAAAAGUACAACAACUUCCAAAUAUAUGCGCAUGGAACGAUUCGAACACAAUUCUCCGAGACUUUGUCAUGAUAUUCUUCACUAAAAGAUCCGCCGUUUUCCGUAUGAAACAAAACUUGCCAGGUCGUAAAAGAGUUUUGAUUUUGACUCCUGACGACAUUCUGUUGGUUUAUGAGACCAAUUGCACUGGAUACUCGUUUGAUAUUACGAAGGCAAUUAAGAUGAAAAUUUCGUAUUUUAAGCAAGAGAAAGAGCAGACUAUGGAGAAGUCGUGCAGAAUCACUUUGAAGUACGGCUUCGGAUUUGCAAAUUUUUUAUUUGUGACUGACGCUUUGAAAAAUCAAAUUCCAAUUUGGAGAAAAACUAUCUCCGCAAUUUUCGAAGACGAUUCUUUCAAUGGAAAUCUUCUCAACGAUUUGUCCUCAUACACUGCUAAAGAUAGCGAUAUUGACCAAGAAUUGUUGACUAAUCGUUUUACAAUUAUCAGCUUGAAGUCAGCCAGAGGUUCCAUGAACUUAUUCCCACUUCAUGACGGCACAAUCGAUAGUACUCAAAUCGAGAAUUCUUCUCUGAAAACCAACUCAAACCGAUCUUCCACGUGCCUCCCACUAACCAUCCGCACUAGCAUCUCGAAUGCUUCCGACCUCUCUACAUGCCGAUACAGUAACCCAAUGGAAACUACAGUUGUUGAAAAUAACCAAAAGAAUAUGAUUUCGAUUCGUCAGGGAUCUCAAGCAGUUUCAUACCUCGCAAAGAAGUUCGAGGCAAAGUUCUCUGCGAAACCUGCAAACCCUCGAGCUCCGUCUUCUCCGCUGGAAAUUCUUUUUCCAGAACAUCCAGUUAUUCAGAAGCCAAUAGAAGAUCCAUUUGAAAUUCGAAAGGAGGAGACCCCAAGAAGAAUGUCUGUGAUCGGAUCGUUAUUUUCUAAAAGAACUGCAAAGAGUACUGUAGAAGCCAAAACUGAAAUCAUGAACGAAUAA